GCCAGGGCCGCCGCAGGCCCGCACCGAGGCGCGGAGCGCGGCGCGCGGCGGUGGCGAGGGCCGCGGGCGGGUGGCCGGCGUUGGAGCGGGAUGGCGGACCGGCGGCGCGCGUGGAACACGGAGGACGACCUGCCCGUGUACCUGGCGCGGCCGGGCAGCGCGGCGCAGACCCCGCGCCAGAAGUACGGCGGCAUGUUCGCCGCGGUGGAGGGAGCCUACGAGAACAAGACCAUUGACUUCGACGCGUACAGCGUGGGCCGCCGCGGCUCGGCGCGCACGCCGCGCAGCGCUGGCCGGCCCGACGCGGUCGGCCUGCCGGGACCCGGCGGCAGCGAGGACACGGCCAGCGAUGUGAGCGAGCCCUCGGGCUCUGCGGUCAGCUCGCCAGGCGAGCGCGACGAGCGGCCGCAGGCGCUGCACAUCCGCUGCCCUGCGCCCCGCGACCUGCCACUCGGCCGGGACAAUGGCCAGAGCGACCGACUCCUCAUCAAAAGGGGACGAAUCAUCAACGAUGACCAGUCCUUUUACGCCGACGUCUACUUGGAAGAUGGACUUAUAAAACAGAUGGGAGAGAACUUGAUUGUUCCUGGUGGAGUGAAGAUCAUCGAGGCCAGUGGGCGGAUGGUGAUUCCCGGAGGCAUUGAUGUCAACACGUGCCUGCAGAAGCCCUGCCAGGGCAUGACCGCGGCCGAUGACUUCUUCCAAGGGACCAAGGCGGCGCUGGUGGGCGGGACCACAAUGAUCAUUGACCAUGUUGUUCCUGAGCCUGGGUCCAGCCUGCUGACCUCCUUCGAGAAGUGGCACGAAGCAGCUGACACCAAAUCCUGCUGCGACUACUCCCUGCAUGUGGACAUCACGAGCUGGCACGAUGGCGUUCGGGAGGAGCUGGAGGUGCUGGCCCAGGACAAAGGCAUCAACUCCUUCCAAGUCUACAUGGCCUACAAGGAUCUCUACCAAAUGUCCGACAGCCAGCUCUAUGAAGCCUUCACCUUCCUCAAGGGGCUGGGAGCUGUGAUUUUGGUCCACGCCGAAAAUGGAGAUUUGAUAGCUCAGGAACAAAAGCGGAUCUUAGAGAUGGGCAUCACAGGUCCUGAGGGCCAUGCCCUGAGCAGGCCUGAAGAGCUGGAGGCCGAGGCAGUGUUCCGGGCCAUCACCAUCGCCGGCCGGGUCAACUGCCCCGUGUACGUCACCAAGGUCAUGAGCAAGAGUGCGGCGGACGUCAUCACCCUGGCCCGGAAGAAAGGCCCCCUAGUUUUCGGUGAGCCCAUCGCCGCCAGCCUGGGGACCGACGGCACCCAUUACUGGAGCAAGAACUGGGCCAAGGCGGCGGCAUUUGUGACCUCCCCUCCCCUGAGCCCAGACCCCACGACGCCAGACUACCUGACCUCCCUGCUGGCCUGUGGGGACCUGCAGGUCACAGGCAGUGGCCACUGUCCCUACAGCACCGCCCAGAAGGCAGUGGGCAAGGACAACUUCACUCUGAUCCCCGAGGGCACCAACGGGGUCGAGGAGCGGAUGACCGUCGUCUGGGACAAGGCAGUGGCUACUGGCAAAAUGGACGAGAACCAGUUUGUGGCUGUCACCAGCACCAACGCAGCCAAGAUCUUUAACCUGUACCCCAGGAAAGGGCGGAUUGCUGUGGGCUCGGACGCCGACGUGGUCAUCUGGGACCCCGACAAGGUGAAGACCAUAACGGCCAAAAGCCACAAGUCGGCGGUCGAGUACAACAUCUUCGAGGGCAUGGAGUGCCACGGCUCCCCGCUGGUGGUCAUCAGCCAGGGCAAGAUCGUCUUCGAGGAUGGGAACGUGAACGUCAGCAAGGGCGUGGGCCGCUUCAUCCCGCGGAAGCCUUUCCCUGAACACCUCUACCAGCGGGUCAAAAUCCGGAAUAAGGUUUCUGGAUUGCAAGGGGUUUCCAGGGGCAUGUACGACGGUCCCGUGUACGAGGUGCCAGCUACACCCAAAUAUGCAACUCCCGCUCCUUCAGCCAAAUCUUCGCCUUCCAAACACCAGCCCCCGCCCAUCAGGAACCUCCACCAGUCCAACUUCAGCUUAUCAGGUGCCCAGAUAGAUGACAACAACCCCAGGCGUACUGGCCACCGCAUCGUGGCGCCCCCCGGUGGCCGCUCCAACAUCACCAGCCUCGGUUGAACGCGGAUGCCCCGGGAGCCAGAGUGAAGGAUUCUGGGAAUAAUGUCCGUCCCUUCCCCUGUCAGUGUUUUGAACCCACGGUUUUAGCUGGUGCUGGUGGAGGGAGGGGGAAAUCGAACGAUGUUCUUUUUGUUUAGGAAGAAGUGGUACUAGUGUGGUGUGUUUGCUUGGAAAUUCCUUGCCCACAGCUGUGUUCAUGCUGAGUUCGCCUCGGAGCAUGGCGUUUUCAUUUUCCUUCCCAGGGAGCCACAGGUCUUAGCGCCGUCUUGUUCUGUCCCUUCCACUUGUAACCCCACUGGUCCAUGAUCUCUGAGAGGUGGCUCCUUUGCACCCUUGUAGCUGUUCUAGGGUAGUCGGUGCAUGUUAUAGAUUGCGUGUGCACGCCUGUGCGUGCGUCUGAGGGCACGCUGCCGAGGACUGACAGAGACAGGGCGCCGAGACCGCAAGCCUUCGGCAGCCCGAAACUCUGAGAGCGAAGAUGUUUCCUCAUCGCCCCCAAGUCUGCACUAGAGAGAGGCCAGCCCCGCCCCCACUGAGGCCGCCUGUGAGUCCUCAGGACGGGGCUUCCGCUCGGUUGCAGAGAAGCGCCGCCCACGCCCUGUGUCAGAGACCCCGGUCUGUGGCACCCGCGCCUGGCCGUGCUGUUUCUGGGCUGCGUGUGCUCCCCAGCCAGCCGGGGUCACGCUGAGAACGGUCUCCCCGUCCCCAUCCAGGGCUGACCAUGGGGGGUGACAGCACUUCCGGGUUGCCUGAGUCCUGGUCCCUCUGAGGCGGUUGACGGGGCAGUCAUAUUUUUAAAGUUUUGUACAAAGUUUUCCUUUGUAAUCACCCCAUUUUUACUUAACAACCAACUUGUUGUGUCUCUUAUUUCUGAAUUCAAAGCUUGUGAAAAAAUAAAGAACAUAAACUGCC
This is a messenger RNA of Microcebus murinus (gray mouse lemur), 3063 nucleotides long. RefSeq names its product collapsin response mediator protein 1 (gene CRMP1). Gene Ontology annotation, molecular function: hydrolase activity, acting on carbon-nitrogen (but not peptide) bonds, in cyclic amides. NCBI's taxonomy places the organism in Eukaryota, Metazoa, Chordata, Mammalia, Primates, Cheirogaleidae. Gene Ontology annotation, cellular component: cytoplasm; cytosol. The record is from RefSeq and is a predicted model, not a curated record.